Molecule: messenger RNA, 1308 nt
Organism: Lytechinus pictus (painted urchin)
Lineage: Eukaryota; Metazoa; Echinodermata; Echinoidea; Temnopleuroida; Toxopneustidae
Exons: 2
Coding region: 72-890 (272 amino acids)
Source: RefSeq, a predicted model, not a curated record
GAAUCGUUUUAUGGUACAUCCCGAGGACAGUGUCAGUGGCCAUUUUAAAGUGUUUAAGUGCCAUCGAAGGUAUGGAGGUGUGGUUUGAAGCAUUCUCUUACUGCGGAAUGACCAGAAAGCAGUAUCAAGACGCGUAUAGAUGUGAUAUACCAAUGGAGUACGAGGGAAAUGAAGAAGAAGCGGAAAAGGGAGCCAAGCUUUUCGAGCGAAUCGUAAGAUCGAAAAUAGAACCGGAUAGGAUUAUGUAUGGCAAGGUGAAAGAAAGGAUCGAGGCUUCCACUAGCAAAUACCUAGUAACAAAAGAAAUGUUCAUUGCCUUUCCCGAUGAGAAGACAAGACGAUACCUACCCACAGGGUUUCUGCAUGUCUUUCUCAUUCGCGACCCAUACCGGGUUUUCAGUUCCUACCGAAGAGCCAUCUAUAAACAGCUUCAGGAUGUCGGUCUGAGGACCGGAGAUCCCGAGGACAUGGAAUCCUUCGACCUUCGCACAGACGACCCUUCCAUCGAUCCCUCCACGAUGUUCACUGGAAUGCACGAUCUCUGGACGUAUAUUCGAGAUAAGAUUGACCCGGAAGCAGUCAUCAUGAACACCGAUGAACUUCUUGCCAGUCCUGGAGAUGGCUUGUCCAAACUCUGCCAUGCGGUUGGUCUUCCUUUCUCCCCAUCUCUCCUCCAAUGGGACCCAUCUCCAGAUGUGGUUAAGCGAUGGAAUGCAGCCGGGGAUGAUGUUGUCAUGGCAACAAAGGCUUUCUACCAGAGAGCGAUCAAUUCAAGCAGGUUUCUACCACCCAGUCCCGACAUUGCACCAGAACAACAUGGUCGCGAUGUCAGGACGUUAGCGGAGGCGGCCAUGCCUUACUUUAAGGAAAUGGACCGUUUCAAGAUCUAAGCAUAGAGGUAGUGUAAUCCAAGUAGGCAAGGUAUCGCAACGUCAUUACACAUUGGACAAUGGUUAGCCUCCCCAUUAUGCAAACGUUUUGUUGAGGCAUAUUAUUCAUUUCAAUAAACAGACACGCAUGGGGAGAGUGAGGCGAUAGAUUCAUACUUUAUUCUGUAUUUCAAUAAUCUAUGCAGAAAAUAUUACGACUAGUGCUAAACCAACCAUCAAAAUCGUCUACAUCAUUAGAAUAGUCCAGUGACCAGGUGCUUCAAAUUCACAGUCCUUCCAAGGAACACAAUGACGAGGUAUUACUUUAACAUGUAAAUGAUAAAUCAAAAGUAUAGCAUCUAGUUUACAUACAUUCGUGGUUGCUAUAUCUGACAAACGUCGCAGAAGCUUUGAAGUAUUUGAGAACAACCUUUGAUUG